GUACCACUCUGAAGCCGCAAAUGAUCAACAAGAUGGUAAACUCAUUGUGCGUCCUGGCUGCGCUGCUUUGUCUGCCUUCUUUUGCAUCGGGAGCGCAGAUGACCGAUGCAACGACUGCAAGUUAUGCAUUGUUAAACGUGACGACCCCGACCCGGAGCGGAGCUGUCACUGCGGCCGAGCCGAGCCGAGCCGGCCCGGGUCCGACCACAGCAGGGACCCGGCUGGAGGAGACCAGGAAAGCAGCACUAGACUGUCCUCCCCUCGGCCUGGAGUCCAUGCGGAUUGACGACAGCCAGCUCCAGGCCUCCUCCUACCAGCGCUUGGGUUUGGGUCCUCACAGAGGGAGGCUCAACAUCCAGUCUGGUAUUGAGGACGGGGACAUGUAUGAUGGAGGCUGGUGUGCCGAAUACAAGGACCGUAACCAGUGGCUGGAGUUGGACGCCCUCCGUCUGACCCGGUUUUCUGGGGUCAUCCUGCAGGGCCGGAACUCCAUAUGGAGUUGGGACUGGGUCGAAACCUACAAGAUCCAACUGAGUAACGACUCCGUCAGCUGGCGACCAUGCUUGAAUGGAUCGGAGGAGGCGGUAUUUAAAGGCAACCGUGAUCCAGAGACUGCCGUUCUGGGGCUCCUGCCAGUUCCCACCGUUGCACGCUUCAUCCGCAUCAACCCCCAGACCUGGUACUCCAACGGCUCCAUCUGCCUCCGAGCCGAGGUCCUCGGCUGCCGCGUUGAUGACCCGAGUGACGCCUACGCCUCAGAGCAAGAACGGGGAUCAAAGGACGAUCUGGACUUCAGACACCACAACUACAAAGAGAUGAGAAAGCUCAUGAAGUCUGUGACUGAGGAGUGCCCGGACAUCACCCGCAUCUACACCAUAGGCCGGAGCUACAUGGGCCUCAAGCUGUACGUCAUGGAGAUGUCUGAUAACCCUGGCAAACACGAGCUCGGUGAACCAGAGUUUCGCUACGUGGCUGGGAUGCACGGGAAUGAGGUCCUUGGUCGAGAGCUGGUCCUAAAUCUCAUGCAGUAUAUGUGUAAAGAGUAUAAAAGGGGUAACAAGCGCAUCGUCCGGCUCAUCACCGAGACACGAAUCCACUUUCUGCCCUCCAUGAACCCUGAUGGAUACGAAGUAGCUUAUGAGAAGGGCUCAGAGCUGGCCGGCUGGGCCGAUGGACGAUACACCUUUGAAAUGAUCGACUUGAAUCACAACUUUCCAGACCUGAACAACAUAAUGUGGGAUAUAAAAGAGCUGGCAGUAGAUAAAUCCAAGGUCCCCAACCACUACAUCCCCAUCCCAGAAUACUACACUAAAGAAGACGCCGUAGUUGCCCCGGUGACGCGAGCCGUCAUCAGCUGGAUGCAGGAAAUCCCGUUCGUGCUCAGCGCCAACCUGCACGGGGGGGAGCUGGUGGUCACCUACCCCUACGACUGCACGCGGGACUGGGCCCCCCAGGAAGACACGCCCACGGCCGACAACUCCUUCUUCCGCUGGCUGGCCACCGUGUACGCCUCCACCAACCUGGCCAUGGCCAACCCCAACCGCAGGAUCUGCCACUACGAGGACUUCCAGCAGCACAACAACAUCAUCAACGGAGGAGACUGGCACACGGUGCCCGGCAGCAUGAAUGACUUCAGUUACCUGCACACCAACUGCUUCGAGGUGACGGUGGAGCUCUCCUGUGACAAGUUCCCUCAUGCCAGCGAGCUUCCCGUGGAGUGGGAGAACAACAAGGAAUCCCUGCUCAUUUACAUGGAGCAGGUUCACCGAGGUAUCAAAGGUGUUAUCCGGGACAAGCUCACCAAACAAGGAAUAGCAGACGCAAUCGUCAAAGUGGAGGAUCACGACCAUGACAUCCGAUCAGCUGCUGAUGGAGACUACUGGCGCCUGCUGAACCCGGGCCAGUACAAAGUGGUGGUUUGGGCUUUAGGUUACAUCCCGUCCAUGCGUCACUGCCACGUCGGCAUGGAGCCACGUGCUACGAUCUGCGACUUCAACCUGGUCAAGACGCCCAUCGAGAGGCUGAAGGAAAUCCGGGCCAAGGGAGGAAAGAUCCCCCAGGACCUUCAGCUACGACUGCGGGCUCUCAGGUUCCGUAAGCUCCGCGCCAGCACCAAGGCCAUCAACCGGCGCAGGGAGAGCCAGCGCAGGGCUCGGUCCUCCUGAGCCGGAGACGGGACGAGGGGCUGACGAAGCCUCGGAAGAGAUCUGGGAAGACCUGACGAGACUGCCACCUGAGAGCAAGGACACAAUUAACUGACACCAACAAAGGUUUAACAGAAGCACAACACAUGCUAUGCUUCUGUUUUACAUGUUAGACCGAUACCAGUGUGGCAAUCUCAGCUUUAAAAGUGUUUUAUUUGGGUGUACUGGCCCUUUAAGAGCAGAAAGGUGCUUCAGCGGUGAACACCCUAGAGCAGGACAUGACCUCUUAGUUCAGACACCAUCAAAGUUGUGUAAUUUACCAUGUUAAUUUAUACUAAACAGGGAAAUCAGAGAAAGAUAAAGGUUAGCUUGUGAUAGGGAACUUGGAUAUGAUUUAAAGGAGGAAUCUUUCAGCCUCCUCCUUGUUAAAGCAACCAGAUUGAAUGCAAAUUCAGAUGAAUUUCUGCCUUAUCUGUUCUUUUGUCAGAUUAACAGAUUUCUGAAAUCCUGCACAAAACAGCACGACUGAAGUCACAUCAUUACGAGCCCAGGGACCACGUGCUUGUUUUUAAGAGAGGCCUCUGGCAGGGGAACGUUUUAAAAACGAGCCAUCUUAACCUUCUGUGGAAAGUUUAUAUCAGAUAUUCUCCUGCCCUUCGUGACCCUCGUCCAAAUAUACUGAAUAUUACGUCACUAACGUUCUGAAACAAUGAACUUUUCCUUUUGUACACUAAAUGAGUAUUUCACUGUCAGCUGGCCUGAUGUUUUGUUUUCAUGCCGUUUUUUAAUUUCCUGACUUAAGUCCAGUAGGACCAGUUACUGAAAUAAAUGUUUAUGCUUUUAAUGAUA
This is a messenger RNA of Cololabis saira (Pacific saury), 2993 nucleotides long. RefSeq names its product carboxypeptidase X (M14 family), member 1a (gene cpxm1a). Lineage: Eukaryota; Metazoa; Chordata; Actinopteri; Beloniformes; Belonidae. Gene Ontology annotation, molecular function: zinc ion binding; metallocarboxypeptidase activity. Gene Ontology annotation, biological process: proteolysis. The record is from RefSeq and is a predicted model, not a curated record. The coding region runs from base 21 to 2165 and encodes 714 amino acids. The transcript has 13 exons.